This is a messenger RNA of Salvia splendens (bonfire salvia), 2868 nucleotides long. RefSeq names its product transcription factor MTB3. The record is from RefSeq and is a predicted model, not a curated record. Gene Ontology annotation, cellular component: nucleus. Gene Ontology annotation, molecular function: transcription cis-regulatory region binding; protein dimerization activity; DNA-binding transcription factor activity. Bases 744 to 2225 code for a protein of 493 amino acids. NCBI's taxonomy places the organism in Eukaryota, Viridiplantae, Streptophyta, Magnoliopsida, Lamiales, Lamiaceae. The transcript is spliced from 4 exons. Gene Ontology annotation, biological process: regulation of DNA-templated transcription.
AAGGGUGACAGGGCAAGUGGAGUGAAUCAACGUAGAACAACGGCAUUAGCGCGUGAAGUAGAGAUGAUUUGAAGCAUUGAGAUGAGGUUGGGAGUCGGGUGUCAUGCGAUACACGAGCGCUUGUACAGAUUCAUGAACCUUCUUCUACUUUCAAUCUUUGCGACUCUCAUCUCCAUCAAAUCCAGAUAUUUACCCUCUCCGCUCACUUUGGCGCUUUCUUGGAUUCCUUACUCCCAACAUAUCUAAUUUCUCUCUUUCACACACACACACACACACACACAUACACAGAGUCUAUAUACGAGGUAUCACUUUUGGGCUUUCAGAUUCAUCUCAUAUUGUAUGCUUGUUCAUAAAGAUAGUGUGCUUGUUCAACAUUCUUCAUUCAGUGAGCAUCCAGAAUUCCCUAAUUCCUAGGUUUUUCUUGUGCAUUUUUUAUUUGGUGGGGUGGGGUAAAACUUUAUUCUUUAUCCUUUUCUUCCCCAAAUAAUAGGGUUUUAAUUACUUCGGAUGUGGGGUUCCCUAAAAAGUAAUUCUUGCUUUAGCCUCGGGCUAACUCACGGAAUUCAUUAAAUUGAACCGGGUUUAUGUAAGAUUUCAGGUAUGUGUGGUUUCUGUAGCUCUUGAUAUCUAAAUUUAGUUCAGAGAAUUGGGGUUUGAGCUAUUGUUUUUUUGCCCAACUUUUUGGUGGAGAUUUUGCUAUUCAAUCCUUUUAGGCUUGUGAUUUUUGUGUCCUUUUUUUUGAGAUGGGGAGUAAGUUUUGGUUGAAGGAUGAGGAUAAGGCUGUGGUGGAAAGGGUAGUGGGCAAUGAAGCAGCUGAAUAUCUUGCUUGGUUGGCCUCGAACAACGUGCUGUUGGAAUUUUCUCCAUCCUGUGGGGAUCUAGGGGUGCAGCAAGCACUGGUCAAGAUUGUUGAGGGAUCAGAUUGGACAUAUGCAAUAUAUUGGCAUGUUUCUAAAUCUAAGUCUGGUAGGUCUGCCUUGAUAUGGGGCGACGGUCAUUGUAGGGAGCCAAAGGAAGGUGAGGGCGAGGAUGGUAAUGUCUCCAAGAAUGAGAAAUCAGUGGAUGGAGAUGGUAGAAGAUGGGUGCUGCACAAGAUUCAUGCUUGCUUGGGGGGAUCAGAGGAAGACAAUGUUGCUGCUAAGUUGGAAAAGGUUUCGGAUGUGGAGAUGUUCUAUCUCACAUCGAUGUAUCUUGCCUUUCCCUUUGAUAAACCUUCCAUUCCCUCUCAGUCAUUCAACUCUGGUCGGUCUAUUUGGGUUUCUGAUGCGAAAAGCUGUUUAGAACGUUAUGAGUCGAGGUCAUAUUUGGCAAAGUUGGCUUGUUUGGAGACAGUGGUGUUUGUUCCAACAAAGUCCGGGGUGGUGGAGAUUGGCUCCAGGAGUUCUAUACCUGAGGAUAGGAGUGUUAUUCAAUCAGCAAAAUCUAUAGUUGUGAAACCGAGUUUAGCCGCACAGGCAAAAGCUGCUCCAAAGAUUUUUGGUCAGGAACUGAGUGUUGGGAGGUCAGGAUCAGGACCAAUUAGUAUUAGCUUCUCUCCGAAGGUGGAAGAUGAUUCUGUCUAUUCUGUGGAAUCAUAUGAUUUGCAGACACUACUAGGUGGUGCUCAAAUGUACGGAAACUCAUCAAAUGGGCACAGAAAUGAUGAUAGUGAUGUGAAACUAUUGUCACAAUCCAUUAUUUCUAACACUGAGCAAGCUAGGGAUGAUUCAUUUCUCAUCUCUGAUGAGCGAAAGCCCAGAAAACGGGGUAGGAAGCCAGCAAAUGGUAGGGAAGAACCAUUGAAUCAUGUGGAAGCAGAAAGGCAGAGACGUGAGAAGCUCAAUCAACGUUUUUAUGCAUUGAGAGCAGUAGUUCCAAAUAUCUCCAAGAUGGACAAAGCAUCUCUGCUCGGUGAUGCAAUUGCCUAUAUUGCAGAUCUUCAGACGAAGAUAAGGAUAAUGGAAACAGAAAAGGGGAUUUUGAAUGGAAAUGAGUAUCACUGCACUAUACAAGAUAUUGAGUUUCAAGAAAGGCAUGAAGAUGCAGUUGUCCGCGUAAGUUGCCCUCUGGACUCUCACCCUGUAUCUGGGGUUAUAAAGGAAUUGAAAGAGCAUCAAGUUUCGACACAAGAAUCCACCAUUUCCUUAACUGAGCAUGGUGAAGUCAUCCACACGUUCUCCAUACACACUCAGGAUGGUGCUGCUCAACACUUGAAGGAUAAGUUGGCUGCUGCCCUCUUAAAUUGAUUUUCAAUACUUUGUAUGGCACGGCCUUCAGAAUUCUUUUGGCAAUGGAGGUUGGUGAUGAGCUUCUGGCUGGGAAGUUUUUCACAGUAGCGAUCAAUCUGUUUUGUUGUGAGUCUUGCAUUCAGUGAGAUUUUGAUUGCUGAGUGCUGUUCGCAGUUGAAUUUAUAUCCUCUUAGCAGCAAUACCGAACUCAAAACUUUGCUUUGGAGGAGGGGGGGGAGGAUAUGCUGUUGCCCGGCUGCGCUGGCCGAUGCUGGUAGUGCAUGUCCUUCCCUUGCUGGGGACCCAUGAGCAGGGGUUUGGGCCCGGUGGUGGAAUAGAACGAUGCUGCAACAACGGCUGUAGGAGUUGGCAACAGGAAUUGCUCGGAGACGAAUAGGUGUACCAGAUGAUGCAUUGGAGGACGAUUAGCUGGACCACGAGGCUGGAUGCUAAGUCGAUCGGAUUAUUCGAUGAUAAGAUAUUGGUCAUACACUCAAAGUUUGUGGGAAAAAAACCAGAAUGUGCCUUUAGUGAUUGGUAAACCGAAUACUCAUUGCAGCUCAGUUUCAGUGAAAUUGUCUGAUCGAUCACCUUGUUGGACGACCUCACAUAUAUUUCGUUAAAAUUAACAUAGUUUAUUUUGAGAUUGUACUUGUUAGUU